Molecule: messenger RNA, 2609 nt
Organism: Carica papaya (papaya)
Lineage: Eukaryota; Viridiplantae; Streptophyta; Magnoliopsida; Brassicales; Caricaceae
Product: U-box domain-containing protein kinase family protein
Biological process (GO): protein phosphorylation; protein ubiquitination
Molecular function (GO): protein kinase activity; ATP binding; ubiquitin-protein transferase activity
Source: RefSeq, a predicted model, not a curated record
UAGGAGAGACUCAUCGCUAACGAGGUAAACGACACAGAAAAUUUACGCACGUCUUCUCAACUCGGGGAAGCCGCGACUCAGUCAAUCAGAACCGAGUCAGCAAUCCAGAGCCAGUCCCACCUCUAAAGCCUUGUGCUUGUGUAGAUUUUAUUUUUGAAUAAUUUUAGGCUAAGUACUUGGAUAUACAAAAGUAGAAAUGGGGAGUGUGGAGGAGAUGGAAGAUGAGCGAGUGUUCGAUGUGGAGGAGACUAUAUUUGUUGCGGUGGGGAAGCAUGUGCAGAGCAGCAAGAGUACGCUGCUUUGGGCGGUACAGAAUUUUGCCGGCAAGAAGAUAUGCGUGCUCCACGUUCAUCAGUCUGCUCGCGUGGCUGCAUUGACUGACAGGAAGCUUGAUGGUAGUAAAUUUGAACAACAUGCAGCUAAAGCAUUUCAGCAAUUCAAAAAUAAAAAAGUGCAUGAAUUUUUAGAUGAGUACCUCCGCAUCCUUUCUGAAGCUGGGGUAGAAUCAACAUAUAAAUUAUGGAUCGAGAUGGACAAUGUUGAGAACGGUAUAAUAGAACUUAUUGCUCUGCACAAUAUCAAAUGGCUUGUCAUGGGGGCAGCAUCAGAUGCAUGCUCUUCAAGGGAAUUGACCAACUUGAAGUCCAAGAAGGCAAUCUUUGUAUGCCAAGAAGCACCAGUUUCAUGUCAUAUCUGGUUUGCUUCCAGGGGCUGCCUCAUCUACACAAGGCAAGGUGAAGAGGGCAGACAUGACAUGGAGGCCCCAACUUCAUUGCUGCAGCUGAAUUCAAGUAACGGAACUGAGGAAUCGGAGCAGUUUCAAUCAGAAUAUCUCAUUUCUAGGCUAAGACUUCUUGAUGUAAGCGAAGAUGCUGAUGAAUUGGAAAGAAGGUCGGGAGGAUUUUCUUCUCAAUGUUCCUUGGAUUCAUGUUUAUCCAUCAACAGAAUGGUUGGCAGUUCCAGAUCAGUCCCACUAAUGGAUGAGGAGGAAGGAUUUCAAGAGCGAGCAACUGGAAAAAUUAACGAUAGACUGGAAAGAACCAUGACAGAUACUAAGAACUUGAAGAGGAAAAUUUUUGAAGAGACAGUGAAGCGAUGGAAGGAGGAAGACAAUGCCAUGGAGGCUAAGUGCAAGGCCAAAGCACUAGAAAGCUUAUCUGUUAAGGAGAUGAGUAGAAGGAAAGAGAUCGAGGAAUUACUGGAAAAAGAAAAGCAAGAAACAGAGAGAAUGAAGAAUCAACAGGAUGAAUUAAUGAAAGAACUUCAGAUGGUCCAGGAGCAGAACGCACAACUUGAGGCUGAAGUUUUUGAGUCUCAAUGCUCCGCGAAAGAGUUAGAGGAGAAGAUUAUCUCUGCUGUAGAACUCUUAAUCAGUUUCAAGAAAAAACGGGAUGAUAUGCGGAUUGAGCAUAGAAAGGCAAUUGAAAAAGUCAAAGAAAUGAAGAAAUUGAUAAGAGCGGAAACUGCUGGGUUUUGUGGGACACAGUUCCUUGAAUUUUCUUUCAUGGAGAUCAAUGAAGCUACUCAUGACUUUGAUCCAUCCUGGAAGAUUGGAGAAGGAAAAUAUGGAAGUGUUUACAGGGGGCUUCUUCGCCAUAUGCAUGUGGCUAUAAAGAUGUUGCCCUCUUAUGGCUCUCAGAACCUCUUGGAGUUCCAGAAACAGGUAGAGCUUUUGAGUAAGGUGAGACAUCCAAAUCUGGUGACACUAAUUGGAACAUGUCCAGAAGCUAGGUCCCUUGUCUAUGAGUAUCUCAGAAAUGGCAGUCUUGAAGACCAUCUUUCCUGCAGAGAAAACACUCCUUCACUUCCAUGGGAAACUAGGAUUUGGAUUGCAUCUGAGAUAUGUUCCGCACUAAUAUUCCUUCACUCCAGCGAGCCUUGUAUUACCCAUGGCAAGUUAAAAUCCUCCAAUGUUCUCCUUGAUUCAAACUUUGUCUGCAAAGUUAGUGACUUUGGGAUCUACAGUUUGAUCCCAAAAGAUGAAGAUACAGCUAACUCUACUACAUUCCUUAAUGAAUCUGAUCCUAAGGUCACCUGUGAGCAAGUGCAUCCAUCUUAUUUUGAAGCUGGAGAGGUUACUCCAGAAUCAGAUGUAUACUCAUUUGGAAUCAUACUCUUACAACUUCUUACAAGAAGGCCAAUUUCGAAAAUUUUGAGAGAUGUUAAAUGUGCAUUGGAAAAUGACAAUUUUAGCACAGUGUUGGAUGGUUCAGCUGGAGACUGGCCCCUUACACAAGCCAGAGAUCUGGCUUAUUUGGCACAAAGGUGCUGCGAGAAGACCCAGUUUAAUCAACCAGAUCUAUCAGAAAUUUUGUGUGUGCUUGAGCGAAUGAGGGCUUCGAGUUUUGCAUCACCAUCACAUUCAGGUUCCAAGGCAGCAUUGUCUCAUAUUCCUUCUCAUUUUAUCUGCCCUAUUUUUCAGGAAGUCAUGAAGGAUCCGCACAUAGCCGCAGAUGGUUUCACUUACGAAGCAGACGCAAUCAAGGGAUGGUUGCAAAGUGGCCACAAGACUUCGCCGAUGACAAAUCUGAAGCUCGAAAACUGCAGUCUAUUACCUAAUUAUGCUCUUCAUCAAGCCAUUCAAGAAUGGCAACAACAGUCUUGAACUG